ACUACAAUAUUGGUCCCUGAAGUUUACUCUGUGUGCGCAAUUGGUCCCUCAAGUUUGAAGCGAGCACAAUUAGUCCCUUAAGUUUUAAAACUGAGUUGUAUUAAUCCUUUUACUAACUGUUGUUAACGGUAUUACUUAUGUGGCUAAUGAAAUAAUGACUUGGCAUUUUUUUUAAUGAUGUGGCAUGUUUUUAAUUAAAAAAUUACCAUCUAAAUUAAAACGUAAGAAAAAAUAUUCACAACUGUUACCAAAUUAAAAACCCACGACAAGAGAGAAGGGGAGAGAGGGAAGAAACCAAGCUCUAGCCGCCGCUUGAACUCCCACGCCCUAGCCGCCGCCGGCAAUAGCAUAAGUCAUAGCUGCCGCCGGCAACAGCACCAGCCCUAGCAAUCGCCGGCGACAGCCACUGCCCUAGCAGCCGUCGGCGACAGCCACUGACCCACCUCCCUUCUCCUCUCGCAUAACCACUUUCCCGCCUUCGUCCUCCCAUCUCAGGGAUGGAUGACUUUGACUUCACAAUCACCCUUUAUUAUUGGGGGAAGAUUAAGAAUAAUCCAUAUAGAUACGAAGGAGGGGAGGUAAAGAUAUAUAAAGAUAAUAAUUCUGAUGAAAUGUCACUUGUUGAGAUAUGGAAUAAGGCCAAAAAUUUUGGGUAUGGUGAAAAUGAUGUAUUUAUGUAUAGAGUGCCUACUAUGCCAUUUGCAGGUGGUUUAAAACCUUUGGAGAAUGAUGUUGAUGUAAUGAACAUGGUGAAGUGUAUUAGGGGUUAUAAUGAAGUGGAAGUGUAUGUUAUGUUCUUGGAUGAUUAUGAGAAUGCUAUUGGUAAUGAGGGAGAUGGGGAAGAUGGUGAUAAUGAGGGGGGUAAUCUUGAUGAGGGAGAUAAAGUAGAUGGAGCUGUUAGUGAAGAGGAUAGUGCUCAUAGAGUUCAUUUUGGGUGUAGUGAAAGUGAUGACGAUGAUAUGUUUGCACAGUAUAUUAGCAGUGGUGAAAUAGCCUCCAAAGUAAAAGGCUUACCUGAUGAGACCUUGUGUCUUAGAAAAGAUAAGCAGGUGAAACUCAAAGAGGGGAGAAAGGGUAAGGUUAGUGCAUGUGGGGUUAGUCUUAGAAGGGUUGGUGGCAGUGGGGUUGAUCCUAGUGGUGUUGGUCAGAGCGAGGUUGGUGCAAGUGGUGUUGGUCCUAUUGGGAUUGAUGCAAGAGGUGUUGAUCCUACACGGGUUGAUGCAAGUGGGGUUAAUCCUAAUGCAAAUGCGCUUGUUGCAUUUGGAGUUGAUAGAGAUGAAGAUAAGUGGGAGUCAGAGACAUCUGCAAGUUUGGUUAGUUCAUCUGAUGAUGAAACUAGGCCUAGGUAUCCUCAAUACCAUCCACCAGAAUCCUUCUCUGAGGUGCACUUUGAACUUGAGAUGCAGUUUGCCACGAAAAAGGACGUCAUGGAUGCUAUCAAACUCUACUCUAUUUUCAAAGGGGUUCCAUUAAAGUUUAAAAAAAAUGACAAAGUAAGGGUAAGAGUAAAAUGCACAGAUAGAUGUCCUUUUGAGUUGUAUUGUGGAAAGAUGAAAGAUGAAGAUACUUGGAUAGUGAAGAAAUUGAAUCCAGAACAUAAUUGUGGGAGGCGAUUUAGGAAUAGAUUUGCAUCUUCAAAUUGGCUUGGGAAGCAUCUAGUGGAUGAUGUGAGGAGUGACCCAAAUGUGAAGACGUUCGUUAUUAAAGACCGAGUUGUAAAUAAGUUUAAGGUUCAUAUUAGUAGGUAUCAAGCAUCUAGAGCAAAAGGUAGGGCUAAAGAAUUAGUGCAUGGAACUUUUACAGAACAAUAUGCCCAAUUGGGGGAUUAUUGUGAAGAAUUGUUGAGAAGCAACCCUGGGUCUACUAUACUAAUCUCUACCAAUAGACCUCAACCACACUUGCAACCGAAAUUUGAGAGAUUAUAUGUAUGUUUGGAUGCUUGUAAGAAAGGCUUUUUAGCUACUUGUAGGCCUUUCAUUGGUGUUGACGGAUGUCAUUUGAAGGGUGAGUAUCCAGGACAGAUCUUGACAGCAGUUGGCAAGGAUGGCAAUAAUGGUGUUUACCCAAUUGCAUUUGCCGUGGUUGAGGCAGAAACAAAGGACUCUUGGACAUGGUUCAUGAAAAGGUUGCUUGAUGAUAUUGGAAGUUUAAGGGAUGAAGGGUGGACCUUCAUGUCUGACCAGCAAAAGGGAUUAACACAAAUGUUUGAUGAGCUCAUGCCAGGUGUGGACCAUCGAUUUUGUGUUCGACAUCUAUAUAAUAACUUUAGUAAGGAUCAUAAGGGUAAGCUACUAAAGGAUCGCCUGUGGGCAGCUGCUAGGGCCACUAACAUGUCUGAGUUUCAGUUUGAAAUGGGGAAGAUCAAGAAGUUAAACAUAAAGGCAUGGGAAUGGUUGGUUGGAAAGGAACCUAGGUUUUGGACCAGAGCAGCUUUUAGAAGGUAUCCCAGGUGUGAUGCACUAACUAACAAUGGAUGUGAAAAUUUUAAUUCUCAAAUAUUGGAGUAUAGGGAUAAACCAAUAAUCACUAUGUUGGAGGAGAUUAGAUUGCAUCUGAUGGCUUAUUAUAUUAAGAAGAAGGAGAAAAUGACAAGGUAUCAUGGUCCUAUAUGUCCUAGAAUCCAGAACAAGUUAGAGAUUGAAAAAAUUAAUAGUACAGAUUGGAUUCCAGUUUGGUGUGGGGAUAGCAAUGAGUCAAAGUUUGAAGUAUCAAAAUUGCCUGACAAGUAUGUAGUUGACAUAAAGCAGCGUACAUGCUCAUGUGGAUCAUGGGACCUAACUGGGAUUCCUUGUGCACAUUCUAUAGCUGCAUUGGGAUAUAUGGGUCAUACAAUUGAAGACUAUGUACAUCAUUGCUAUAGUAUGGAGUCCUUAGCCCAGACAUAUGGGUCAUGUGUAUACCCUAUUAAUGGUCCCAAGUUGUGGCCACAAAGUGAUAGAGAAACCAUACUCCCUCCUAAAAAAAUAAGACAAGGGGGAAGGCCUAAAAAGAAGAGAAAGAAGGAACUUAAUGAGCUAAGCAAUCCAUAUAAGAUGAAGAGGAGAAUUGGCCAUGUUAAAUGCAGCCAAUGUGGGAAAGUAGGCCAUAACAAGAGAAGGUGCAAUCCCGCUACGAAUAAAUCAGCAACUCAAGCUAGCAAACAACAAAGAGUAAGAAAGCCAAAUGUAACAACUCAGAGUUUGGAAGACCAAGAUCAUGGGAUGUCUUCAAACCAUGUAGAACCUACUAAUGAGGCAGCACAUCCAUCACAAAUACGCCAUGAAGCACAUGAAAAUCAACAUAUUGAAAAACUACCUAUUAGGACAGGAAAAGUCACAACACAAAGUCAGCCAGCACCCCAAUGUGAAGGAGUGCAUCGAAUUCAACUAGCAUCUCAGGUUAUGAUCAUUACAUUUAUAUGUUACAACCAAAUUGCCUAUGUUGUUUCUACUACAUUGUUUCUGCUAGAUUAAUAUCCUUGUGCACUUUCUCAGGUUAGACACAAAGAAG
Quercus robur (English oak) is the source of this 3489-nucleotide messenger RNA. RefSeq lists its product as uncharacterized. The transcript has 5 exons. The record is from RefSeq and is a predicted model, not a curated record. The coding region runs from base 498 to 3452 and encodes 984 amino acids. Lineage: Eukaryota; Viridiplantae; Streptophyta; Magnoliopsida; Fagales; Fagaceae. Gene Ontology annotation, molecular function: zinc ion binding; nucleic acid binding.